AUGACUAUGUUAUCCCCACAAACCCAGAUGGCAGUUCAGGGAGAAACAUCUAAACUGAGGGACUUAGAGGCAGAAGAUGCCGGCGAAUGGUCCCUAGAUUCAGUCACCCUACUAGGAAGUGUUACAGUCCCUACCGGACUUUGUUCUACGCUCCUUAACAAUAUCUACAUUUGUUAUGUUUUAUCUAUUUAUGAUGAUGUUGAUGGAAGUUUUGAAUACUUAGCUGCAAGGAUUAGGGAGUUAUUGGAGAAUGUGGGUUUGGCUCAAGAGAGUUUGCCAUCCAGUGUAGUGGGUUCAGCGCAGGUUUUGGCGAGUGUUGCUAAUUUGUUAAACAUAAGAGACACUGAGUUGAGCAGUUUCCUUGUGUCAAUGGGAGAUGUUUCUCUGAGAAAGUCUGGAGUAGAGGAGAAGAGGGCAAAGGUACAAAAAGAGUCUAAGGUGCUCCUGGAUUAUACUCGGAAGGCUAUAGCAAGGCUAACUUACUUGAAAAGAGUACUUGCGCAGCUGGAAGAUGAAGUUGCUCCUUGUGAGGCUCAGAUUGAAAACUGGAAGACUAACUUGCCACUCCUGGUUUCAAAAGAGCGAGAAUACAAUCAGAGAUAUUCCAAUCAAUUAUAUGAAUUGUUAUUCAACAGUACCGUGUUGCGUGAGGUAACUAUGUCAUGUGUGCUCUAUCUGAUGAUUGUGCUUCAUUUUCUUUGUGAAAUCUGUAGCUGGAGGCUUAGGCUGCAUAUGUUGCUUGAUGUGGCUUUGUAAAGCUAUUAUUUUCUU
This is a messenger RNA of Beta vulgaris subsp. vulgaris (sugar beet), 771 nucleotides long. RefSeq names its product AUGMIN subunit 1-like. Gene Ontology annotation, cellular component: cytosol; HAUS complex. The transcript is spliced from 4 exons. The record is from RefSeq and is a predicted model, not a curated record. Bases 1 to 756 code for a protein of 251 amino acids. NCBI's taxonomy places the organism in Eukaryota, Viridiplantae, Streptophyta, Magnoliopsida, Caryophyllales, Amaranthaceae. Gene Ontology annotation, biological process: spindle assembly.